GCACAUCCACUAGUUGUAAAUCCAAUGGCGAUGUGAUUCCUAAUGAUUCCCUUCUAGAAAAACCACUUCUUCUUCCUUUUUCUUCUUCAUCUUCUUCUUCUCCUCUGUAGAUUUCGAACAAUCAACAUAUAUUCAGCAGCAUUUUCAUGGGGUCUAUGCUCGGUGACCUGCCGUCAUAUGACCCUCACAACUUCAGCCAACUCCGACCCUCUGAUCCUUCAACUCCUUCUGUAUUAUAAUCUUGUGAAGUCAAUCCUCUGAAAGAAACGGUUCCGUUAACCCAGUCGCAAAGAAUUCGCUAUAUCAUGAUACGAAGGGGACAGAAAUCUGAAGGAACAAUAGCACUGAGUUACCGAUCUUCCGGAGAAACGAUUCUAUUUAAUUCUCAUAUGUAGCCCAUCUUCAAGUUUCGGAAUUCUACGAUUAGGAUCCCUAGUGCUUUUACCCUUUGAAUGGAGCAGCCUGCAACCAAUUUAAGCUAUCUCUUCCUUUGAAUAUAAUAAAACUCAUUGGGCCAAAAUGAAAAGCCCUUGAAUUGCAGGGUUAUGAAUUUCUUCUAUACUGCGAAUAGUUAUGCUAUGCUCAUGCUUUCUCUGAUUUCUUGAGUGGUUUACACUUUGCUUUCAAGGGUUUAAACUUAAACGUCCCAAUUAAAUACUUGAUAUAAAGUUUGAAGUUAUUCAAACAGUACUCCUUUGAGCCACUUUAGUAUUUUUUUGCCUUUGUCCUUCUGCCCUGAAUGGAAAUAUUUAGAUAAUGCAGAAGGAUUAACAACUCUAAGAAACAUUAGUGAGAACUGAGAAGCUGUUGACUGAAGAGAUUCUAAAAGCAUCUCAACUAAAGCUACCAGAUGUGGUAUCCCUUUUGGAUAUAAAGAAAGGAAGCAAAUAGUUUAUAGUUUCUACAUUAAAGUAAGGUCAAAUCAAAUUCUCCUUGUAAUUGUGUGUACAAACUUGUGCAUGCUUUGGAUUUAUCUCCCAUCUUUGAAUUGAUCUCAAAUCCGACACCUCAUGGGUGGCCAUCCCUUGUUAAUUUGCGGUAGAUUGAGUGAACAUAAGAUGAUUCCUGCAACCUAUCAUCCAACCCACAGUAGGACCCUUCCCCCACCAGAUCAAGUUAUAAAUACUGAGGCCAAAAAUAUACUUAUACGACACAUUUAUCAGCAUACAGAAGAAAAGUCAAGAACAAAGAGACCUGCAGCCGAGCAUCCCAUGCCCGAGCACGGAAGCAAGCAACCAAGAGCAUCUACUACCAACACUUCAAAUUGAGCUUGGGAGGACAUUUUCCUCCAACAAAUUAAAGCUAUUCAUGUUGUGAUAGAUGACUCCUGUAUAAUGAGAGUGAAUUGCCUGCUCACUGAAGAAGAAACGGCUCGGCCAGACAUUUACAUGUUGUAUAUAGAUUUUACUCCUUGUAAGAUUACCCUAAACUCAACCACAUCAAAUUGUUGUCAAAAUCAUAAAACUCAGUUGAAGAAUUGUAACUAUAUGCGUGUGCUUCCAAACAAUAUUAUUGGAGGCCUCCUUCCUAUAAAGCAAAAGAUCCUCACCUUGUUCUUUUUCCUGGUUUGGAUCAUUUAGUAUGCUUAAGGCUGUUUGAUUCUUGUAAUGUCUGUCUUAAGAGAUUAUAGUUAUGGUUUUUUAGUUUUAGUUUAAAUCUAUGGAAUGGAGUGGAAAUCAGAGAGAGAAGUUUGAGAAUUGAUAGAGUUGCACCAAAAUGAUAACAUUCCAGAUUCCAACAAGUUUUGUAUCCUCUCCCUGGACUUUUGUUCCAUGCAAACAAAUUGCACAAGGAUUAGGACUCACUUCAGUCUCUUCUACACUAUAUAAACACGGUCUUUAGUACUGCAGCAGCAGCAAGGAGGUUUGCUUUUUGUAGAACUGAAAUUUAAGUCUCAUUUUGUUGUCUAAAUUUUCAACUUUUAUGUUGUAUUUUGGUUAUUGUAAUUUGAGGAUGUUCAUUUUGGUCGUUUUA
Messenger RNA from Cucumis sativus (cucumber), 1974 nucleotides. Its product is annotated as DET1- and DDB1-associated protein 1. Lineage: Eukaryota; Viridiplantae; Streptophyta; Magnoliopsida; Cucurbitales; Cucurbitaceae. Gene Ontology annotation, biological process: positive regulation of proteasomal ubiquitin-dependent protein catabolic process. The record is from RefSeq and is a predicted model, not a curated record. The transcript is spliced from 5 exons. Bases 1011 to 1268 code for a protein of 85 amino acids. Gene Ontology annotation, cellular component: Cul4-RING E3 ubiquitin ligase complex.